Patiria miniata (bat star) is the source of this 1984-nucleotide messenger RNA. RefSeq lists its product as uncharacterized. Gene Ontology annotation, cellular component: external side of plasma membrane. The transcript is spliced from 11 exons. The record is from RefSeq and is a predicted model, not a curated record. Gene Ontology annotation, biological process: cellular response to lipopolysaccharide; cell surface receptor signaling pathway; negative regulation of T cell proliferation. Lineage: Eukaryota; Metazoa; Echinodermata; Asteroidea; Valvatida; Asterinidae. The coding region runs from base 1 to 1905 and encodes 634 amino acids.
AUGCAAUUGGGUUACAUUUCCGUCCUCAUUUACGCAGACGUCCAUCACACAAAGACACACCCAUUGGGCGUCCCGCCCAUCCGCACAGAGCCUCCCACCCAGUACGCAGACAUCGACAACUUCCUGUUAUCAACUCCUGUCGAGACCCCGCCUCUUUUCAGAGAUGACGCCCCCAGCUCGGGCGUGGAGGGGCAGAGUGUGGAUGGUUUGGAGGAAGAGGGCAAAGAAGAGAGAGCUCCGCCCCGCCCCCUUCGGGCGACAAUUUUGACAGCCGUGGAGGGAGAAGAUGUGGAGCUGGAAUGCGAAGCACUUGACUGGGCUGUGACUCCACCAUGCAGUGGUACAGGUGUCUCGCUCGAAUGGCAUGUAAAUGAAUCGGUCAUUGUCGAUUGUAAUGAGACCUAUGCGGGUUAUACGGUUGUACUUAACGAGACAAGCGGGGCGUUGGUGAUCCCGCAUGUUUCCGAGUUACUGAAUGGCACAAAGUUCUACUGUCAAAUUACAUCAUCAAGAGGAAGCAAAAUAACUGUAAUAGAACUCAUCGUGUUUAAUGGAAUUGCCGAGACAACUUCCGUGAUAAACGGGAUACGAGGAGGGGCUAUCACUUUGGAAUGUUUCGUCAAAAGUGUUCCAUCCGACUUUCCAAAGAUAAACUUUAGGUGGUUGCUUGGCAAUGAACCCUUGCACUAUGCGUGCACAAAUGAGGACAGCACCAAUGCGGGAAAGUAUGACUAUCACCAUGACAACCACGGUUGCAACUUGACGAUUAACGACCUCGAGUUAACAGAUGAGGGGCGCUACAGAUGUGAAACUCAGUAUUCGGCUACGACGGUGUGGAAAAAUACAUCCUUGACAGUAGGUGUGCCACCCAGAGAUGUGUACAUCGUCAACGCCACUACCGGCGAAAUUUGUAGCGGAUACGUGAACAUCGGACCGGACACCGACCAGAGCUUCACCUGCCUGGCCACAGACACCAAACCCCCGGCAGAAAUCACAUGGGCAUUCGCUGGAAAGAACACAAGCGGAGAGACGAGGGUAGUUGGGACGAGAUUGCACAACACAAGCAGCAAGUUUACCGUGCCGUCGUUUCAGCCUGGUCAGCGGAGGAAUCUAACGUGUACAGCAACUGGGGCAGGAGGAAAGGUGGUCACGAAUAUUCUGUUGCUCAGCCAACAUCAAGAAACAGACCCCUCGAUGCAGAGUCAGAUGUCUUUGAUCUUCAUUGCAGUUGGUAUAGCAGCUGCACUUCUGCUUGUUCUUUUAGCGGCGAUUGUCUUCUGGAAACGCCAAAAGGAUAACGUUCCUUCCGAUGGAAACCAGCCUGUAGUUCACUAUACACGGACUGGACCCGACAGGCCUACGGCGUCUGUGAGUCCUGUCUUGAGCACAGUCGUGGGACCAUCAGAUGCGGGAAAUAUCUACGAAGAAAAUACGUUCCUUCCGAGUAGCCAGUCGCCUCCUGCUGCCACACCGCCCUCUAGCAGUGGCAUUCAAGCAACAAGGAACAUCCGACGUUACAAUCCCGGCAAUAGGGCAGUGGAGACUGUUGUCCUCCCUGGUUCCCCGGUGGAGCAAAGCGAUAUGCCGUCUACCAGCAACCAACAACCAGCAGCCACCAUUUCUAAGGAAGUUCUCAUGUACGCAGACGUCCAUCACACCAAGACACACCCAUUGGACGCCCCGCCCAUCCGCACAGAGCCUCCCACCCAGUACGGAGACAUCGACAACUUCCUGAUAUCAACUCCUGUCGAGAUCCCGCCUCUUUUCAGAGACGACGCCCCCAGCUUGUGUGUAGAGGGUCAGAGUGUGGAUGGUUUGGAGGAAGAGGGCAAAGAAGAGAGAGCUCCUCCCCGCCCCCUUAGGGGUAACCCGAUCCCUUAUCUGGUACGGGAUUGGCAGAUGUAGGCCCAACUGUGUAUGACAUUGUAUUGAAAUGCAUGCUAAUUGGCGAAAUGUUUGAGGAUCACUGGGCGAGCAGCCCGAU